AUGUGGAAACUCAGGAGUGUACUUUCCUUCGCCGCCGUUGUGCCUGGUAUGGCUCAGAAAGGACAUAUGAUACCAAGUCAACUCCAUAAAACCAAUCACCUUGAAAGGACCGGUCAUAUUGAAAGGCAAGAGGCAAAGGUCCCCGCCGAAAUAAUCUCAGUAAAGAAUGCCACCCCGACCGUAAAAACCUUCUUGUUCCGUCCUCCGUCCUCGUCCGUCACCUUGUUUCACUUUCUUCCCGGGCAAUGGCUCGACGUGUUCAUCCCUUCCGUGCCUGUGGUUGGUGGAUUCUCCAUAACCUCCACCCCACUACAAUACUCUCGUACAAACACAUUUGAAUUGGCCAUAAAGUAUUCAACUCAUCCACCCGCAAAAUGGUUUCACGAGAUGGCAAAGACUGGCGAUCUCGUGGAGGUCAGGGUCGGCGGAGAUUUUGUAUGGAACGAAGAGAAAGAGCAUGAGGAAGGGACAAAGAGGGUCGUGUUCAUCGCUGGUGGUGUUGGGAUAAAUCCUUUGAUUAGUAUGGUAGGUGCUAUUUUGGAAAGUUCGGGGGUGGAUCAAAGAGGUGAUGACGAUUUCAUCGAUCGAGAAAAAAUCCGGAAAGACGAUGAUCUCGAAAAUCAUCUAACGAAAAUUAGAUUGCUAUAUAGUGCUAGAACCUUUGAUGAAUUGUUGUUUUAUGAACGAAUAGAAAAAAUGCGAAACGAGUGGUCAGAUUUACUAGAGUGCAAAUAUUUCUUGACAAGAGAUGAUCCACCCCAUUCAUUGGCUACAAAUUUCGGGAAAGAAUUUUAUUAUCGGCAAAGGAUAAAUCGGGAGGUUUUGAACGAGUUAGUUGAGAAGGAACGGCCGAAUAUGGACAGAUUAAAAUGCUUCGUGUGCGGACCUCCCCAGAUGCAGGACGAUCUCAUCAAAUAUUUGAGAGAGGCUGGCAUGGAUGAGAAGAAGAUUUUGUUUGAAAAGUGGUGGUAA
Molecule: messenger RNA, 972 nt
Organism: Acaulospora colombiana
Lineage: Eukaryota; Fungi; Glomeromycota; Glomeromycetes; Diversisporales; Acaulosporaceae
Source: the annotation of a GenBank genome assembly